Cryphonectria parasitica EP155 is the source of this 1914-nucleotide messenger RNA. RefSeq lists its product as uncharacterized. NCBI's taxonomy places the organism in Eukaryota, Fungi, Ascomycota, Sordariomycetes, Diaporthales, Cryphonectriaceae. The coding region runs from base 286 to 1332 and encodes 348 amino acids. The transcript is spliced from 3 exons. The record is from RefSeq and is a predicted model, not a curated record. Gene Ontology annotation, cellular component: plasma membrane.
GGCCUAGACAAGGGCAGCUAGAUUGGAUUUGAGGUCGCGCCACCUGCGCCAGAUCGUCACAGCACUGCUCACCCAACCUUCCAUCCUCCACCUCAAUCAAUAGAUAAAUCCUCGACCUCCUCCAAUUCUUCCUCUCGCCCACAUUUUUUAUAUCUUCCCGUCUCACCACCUCAUUAUCUCUCAACUGUCUAUCUACAACCGUCACAGUGACACCAUCUCUUCCCAUCGGCAACUGUUUAUCUACCAAUUCAGGAUUGCAUCGUGCAAACAUAAAACACCUACACCAUGGACAACCGAGACACAACCCCCAGCUCGUCCAAGGCCCCCGAGCUCAACGGACAACACGGUUUUAGGCCCCAGGCCAACAUGACCGUGCAGCCUCCCCGCCAGGAGGAUCUGCAGAGGAGUUAUGCCAGCGUUGUUGGAAACGAUGCGAACCCGAAGGGAUGGUACGGAAGCAUGAUCAACAGCCUUGGCGCCGUCAUUGGUACCUGUGGCGCUAUUCCGUGCUGCAUCUGUUGUCCCAACCCUUACAAGAACGUGAAUCAGGGCAAUGUCGGUCUCGUCACGAAGUUUGGUCGUUUCUACAAGGCGGUCGACCCUGGUCUGGUCAAGAUUAACCCCCUGUCCGAGCGCCUGAUCCAGGUCGACGUCAAGAUUCAGAUCGUCGAGGUUCCCAAGCAGGUCUGCAUGACCAAGGACAAUGUCACCCUCCACCUGACGUCUGUUAUCUACUACCACAUUGUCAGCCCGCACAAGGCCGCCUUCGGCAUCGCCAACGUCCGCCAGGCUCUCAUCGAGCGUACUCAGACCACUCUACGCCACGUCGUUGGUGCUCGCAUCCUGCAGGACGUUAUUGAGCGCCGUGAGGAGAUUGCCCAGUCCAUUGGCGAGAUCAUCGAGGACGUCGCUGCCGGCUGGGGUGUACAGGUCGAGAGCAUGCUCAUCAAGGAUAUCGUCUUCAGCCAGGAGCUCCAGGAGUCGCUGUCCAUGGCCGCCCAGAGCAAGCGGAUUGGUGAGAGCAAGAUCAUUGCCGCCAAGGCUGAGGUUGAGAGCGCCAAGCUUAUGCGCCAGGCCGCCGAUAUUCUGUCCUCUGCGCCUGCCAUGCAGAUCCGCUACCUGGAGGCGAUGCAGGCUAUGGCUAAGAGUGCUAAUUCCAAGGUCAUCUUCCUGCCUGCGCAGAAUACUUCCACCAUGAGUGGCCUGUCGGCUCCGUACAUCAGCAACAAGGACCAGGAAGAAAUUGGAGAAGGCAGCAACUUCAGGGACUUCGGAGGUCAGGAUCCCGGCUUGCAACAAGCCAUCAACGCUCGCGUUGUCGAGAGCAUCUAGAUUCCUCUUUCCUCCUUUUCAUACUCCGCUAUGACUGGUUGAAGGGCUGUCCAGUUGUGCUGACUUGAAGUCUUUUUUCGGUUGCCCGGCCCCUUGCAGGCUGGUCAACAUGAUCCUGCACCGUCUUUCUGAGGCCCCUUUUAGGGGUUCCCACAGAGCCAGGGACGAGAAAGGGUAAUGGCAGCUCACUGAGAGAUAGGAUUCCUGGUGGCGAUGAUUGUACGAUAUGAGUGAUACUGCUCGGGCCAGUUUGGCAAAGCGGGAGGAUUCCCUUGGACUGGAUAACGAGAUACCACAGAUGGAUGGAACGAGCCCUUCGGGGGCAAAGGUUGCUCUUCUGCCGACAUGGAUACCCAAAAUACCUUCUUUGAUUUUCUCUGAUCGUCUUCGUUGUUUUAUCAUGAUUGGUUUCAGGCCAGACAAGGGGGGGAACACCGGGAUUGAGUUGUUACUGGUCUGAGGCUUGCGCUCUUGCAUUCUAAUUUUGAUAGUUGAUGAAUAUUACGACAUUCGUUUACUUUAGCUCUUGUCAGUCUGCGAACUCGCCCUCGUUCUAGCAGUGUCGAAAUAUAACACUCGUGA